Molecule: messenger RNA, 2589 nt
Organism: Amphibalanus amphitrite
Lineage: Eukaryota; Metazoa; Arthropoda; Thecostraca; Balanomorpha; Balanidae
Product: splicing factor ESS-2 homolog
Exons: 2
Coding region: 276-1958 (560 amino acids)
Cellular component (GO): catalytic step 2 spliceosome
Source: RefSeq, a predicted model, not a curated record
CAUGCUGAUAUAAAAACAUCGAGCGAACAGGGCCCUGGUCAAUCAAAUGUUUUUUUACCAUUAUCAACCCCGCGUUCGAUGUCUCUCGGACGACAAAGAUUCUAUGCCGUCUGGCCAAUCCCAUUCAAGGUCAGUGGGGGCUCGGAUGCGGUUAUGGAACGUGAUAGGGCGGACGACAUAGAAUCUUUGUCGUCCAGGAGACAUCAAACACGGGGCAAGAAAGUGCCAGUUAGGAAAGCAUUUGUGUGCUGGACUGAAGCAGCCCAAAGCUGAAGAUGAGCAGCCCUGAGGAGCCUGUGGUGGAUGCUGCGGCCACCACACCAGAUCAGCCUCCACCAGCUGCAGAGGUGCCUCACACUGACCCUGUCACCGCCGGGGUCAGACCCUCCUCGCCGGAGCUGCAGGGCUCUCCGUCUGCCGACCUGCCAACUGGUGGUGCUGAGACCAUGGUGGGCAGUCCAAAGGAGGACGUCCGGGCGGCCGAACCCACUUCAGACACCUCCCUGCCAGCCGAACCCACCUCCGCUGCUGCCAGUCCGUCACCGGACACAGCAGCGCAAAAACGACCCGCUCCGCCGGCGGCCGCCGCUCUGGAUACGUUCAAACGACCUCUGGCAGCGGCGCCCAAACGAAAACGCUUCAGAAAGACUGUGUUGGACGAGGAUAACUUUAUCCGUGAGCUGGAGGGUAUCGUGGAGCGGGACUUCUUCCCGGACAUGCGCCGUUUGCGCGCGCAGAAUGACUACCUGUCGGCGGCGCAGAGCGGCGACACGGUGCGUCUGCACGAGCUGCGCCAGCGGUACGGCUCCGAGGUGCCGCGCCGGCCCGACACGGCCGCCUCUUGGUCCACGGACCCAGUCGGCACGCCCAGUCACUUCGACACGCCGCGGCCGGGCGACACGCCGGGCAGCUCAGCGGCGUCAGAGGCCGGCCUGGAGGACGACCCGGCCAAGCCGCUGUCGCUGAACCAGUACCUGGCCACGCACACCAGUGAGGAUGACGAGAGUUUCAGCGACAUGAUGUCGGAGGCGCGGCGGCGGCACCGGGUGCGCCACCCGUGGUUUUACGAGGCCGAGGCGGCGCACAACGACCGGCAGGAGAAGCUGCUGGAGCUGGAGCUGCCCUCGGUGGAGGAGCAGGCCGGAGGCGGCCAGCGGCCCGGACAGGUCGCUACCUGGAAAUACACGUCCGAGAACGACCUCAUGUACGUGCCGCGCGGCCUGGCGCUCACCGCGGCGGAGAAGAUCGAACGGGCCAAGCACGGCCAGGAGAUUCGGACAGAGAACACGCGCUUCCAGGUGACUCCUUUCAAUGAAGGCCAACAACGCGAGGUGCUCAAUCGUGUGGCACAGACUCAAUCUCGCCGGAAGGGUGGCAAAAUUGACGUGGACGGUCGUGAGCACGUUGAGCCGACUCGGCGGGGUCUGGUGCGGACCCCGUCACCUGCCCCUGGUGUGGACCAGUCUCCGCUGAUGACCUGGGGUCAGAUCGACGGCACGCCGUUCCGACUGGACGGUGGAGACACUCCAGCGGCGGCCUCCGCGCCCGCCACGCCCUCCUUCCGAAUUCUCGAGGCGUCUAAACGAGAGAAGCUGGCACACGAGCUGGCCGAGCGUGCCUCCUCGCGCCAUCGCGACAAAAAGGCGCGCGCGCUGGAGACGGCGCGUCGCCAGGCGCAGGCCGUGUCGCCGGCGCUCUCGGACAGGCUGGCUGGCAUGUCGCCGGCGGCGCGCAGGCUGGCCAAAGUCGGCCGGACCACGGACAAGGCGCUGCGGGCGUCCUACACGCCCAGCCCGGCGCGGCGGGCGGCGAGGUCCACCCCGGCCACCCCGACCCCGGCCGGCGUGCGACUCACCCCCGCCUCUACACCGACUGGGCUGUCAGGGAAGGCGAGUAUCACAGACGACCUGCUGCAGCUGCCGACCCGGCCCCGGGCCGCGGACUUCUUCACGUCAUGAGAAGGACGUGAGUCACUCUGGGGUGCACUGCUGUACUGUGUUAUGUACUGUGCUGGAUGGGAAGGUCUGUGAGGACUUUGUGUAAGAUCUUUCAAUGGCGCCGGUUUUAGAAGUCAAACGAUAGGUGGUUUGAGAGCUGGUGGGUGUGAUUUAGUGGAAAGCCGCUCGUCUGUUUUGUCGAUUGUGAGUUCAGGGACGCCGUUCAAGGCAGGAGCACCAACUGGUACGAGUAGGACACAGAGCGUCAUCUCUCCUUGAGGGCUAGGUGGUCGAACCUAAACCUUGUCUAGGUGGCGCUCAUGUAGCGUUGUGACUGCAUUCUAUCCUCCGGUUCCAAUUGAGGGUUUCUGAAGCACUUGUGAAUUGUGAUGACGCAUUGAGUGUUUUUGUAUUUUAUGUACAUAUGUGGUGUAUCAUAUCAUUUUGAUAUGCCGAUCUGUUGAUCUGUGCAAAGAUCACGGAACACAUGGUCGAUCCCUAUGAAUGAGGUCCAACUAAGGCUGGUACAAGAACACCCAGCGAUUAGUGCGUAGCAUGUUUCCGUUUAAUUGUCGAUCAUCCACGUAAACAACACUGUAUUGCAUUACUUUGUCACGGUGAGUCGAAUGGAAUACAUUCGAAAAGUACCCAA